Molecule: messenger RNA, 2736 nt
Organism: Candida albicans SC5314
Lineage: Eukaryota; Fungi; Ascomycota; Pichiomycetes; Serinales; Debaryomycetaceae
Exons: 1
Coding region: 1-2736 (911 amino acids)
Molecular function (GO): carboxypeptidase activity
Source: RefSeq, a predicted model, not a curated record
AUGACUGAUGUAGCAAACUCGGAAAACGCGGAGAAUAAUAAUGUGAACGAACAAACCCAACUAUUAGAGAGCAACAAUAACAAUGACAAUACUCAAACAGAUAUUAGUGUCACUGACACUAAUGUGAUUUCACCGUCACUGGCAGAAUUGGAAGAGCAAAGUGGACUUCAAGAUUACUUGGCAACACCCCCUACCACACAAGAAACGGAUCCAUUAUUAGCAGCAAAUAACAAGUCCCCCAAUGCAAGACCUGAGAAUAGUAAUACUGACAAUGGUAAUGAAAAUGAAAAUGAGGAAGUCUAUAACGAUGACGAUAACAUGAGCAGAGUGUUACGAUUAGCCAGAAGACCAAGUUUCAUAUGGGUUUGUUGUUUGGGUAUAGUGGCAUUAAUUAUUUUUCAAUUAACGUUUUUACCUCGUACAUCAUUAGCUAGAGAUUAUAGAAAUUGGCAUGGUAUUCGAUUAACUAAAACGGAUGUUAAAAGACAUUAUUUACAAAUGACAGGGAUAGGUAAAUCACAAAACACAUUGACGACUGAAGAAUAUAUUGAUAGUUUAUUAAAAAAUUUUACUGAUAUAAAUCAACAAUCUUCAUAUAAUUUGAUGUCUCAAGAUAAUCCCAAAUUAACUGAAUUUGUCAUUUCUGGAUUUAAAGAUUUGAAGGCAUUCCAAACCCAGGUGGUUAAACGUAAAGUUAAUAUUGGUACGCCAGAGAGUUCGAGUGUUAAGCUAUUUGAUGAACAGGGUAAGACCAUUUAUAUACCAAGUUUACUUGAACUAGAUUAUAGCACUCCAGCUUACUUUGCUUUGGGGAAAAGUGGGCAUUUUGUUGGAGAGUAUGUGUUUGUCAAUUAUGGAUAUCCACGUGAUUACAGUUUAUUGUUAGACAAUAACGUUGAGGUUAAAGAUAAGGUUGUUAUUAUAAAAUCAAGUUAUCGUGAUCGUAACAUCACUAUAUGUGAGAAAAUAGCUAUUGCUGAACACCAUGGAGCUAAAGCAGUGCUUAGUUAUUACGAUAUCGAGAGUGAUUAUAAUUCAUUUGGAAAGGAUAAAGUCAAACUGUUGAAGAAUGCUAUAACAAGAGGUAGUUUACUUAACAACACCAAGAUUCCAGCAAUUCCAAUUAGCCAAGACGAAAUCAAACCUAUUUUGAAUACAUUUGCAUUUCCUGGAAACGGUCCAUAUUCAAAUUGGGAGUUUGCUCCCACUACUACUGCUAAAUAUAAACUUCAAGUGGAUACACGGUUUGCAAACUCUGAGGAACCUAAAGAAUUUACUAAUAUUGUGGGAACAAUAAAGGGAAUAAUCAACGAUGCUGAUAUUGUGAUUGGUGCCAGGCGUGAUUCAUAUACUUCAUCAAAUCCACUUUCUGGACACGCUGUCUUAUUGGAAAUUAUGAGGUAUUAUCAGAAAUUAGUUAACGUUGGAUGGAAACCGUUACGUAAUAUAAAAUUUGUUUCAUGGGAUGCAUCAUAUUUGAAUUUAUUAGGGGUCGAAAGUUUUAUCAAUGAUACUACUGUUUUCAACCCAAAAAGAACUAUUGUUGCUUAUAUAAGUAUUGAUGGUGAUGCUGUUACUGGCAGCAAAUUUGCCGUAGAUGCUAAUGCUGUUUUCAACAGUGUUUUACGUCGUACUGCAAAAUCCAUCCCAAUCCCCAAGGAAUCGGUUUCAUAUACUAACAAAAUGGGCGAACAUAAUAUUGGGGAUGAUGAUGUAUAUAUAACAGAUAACAAGGGCAACAACAACAACAACAACAACAACAAUGAUAAUGAUAUUCUCAUUGAUAAUUUUGUUCAUAAUGAUUUUACUACGUUAUAUCGUUAUUGGUGGAAGCAAGAUAAGACAAGUAUAAACAACAAUUUGGGAUUACCUAUUGACUCUACUGAAUCAAUGAUAUUUCAAAAGCAUUUAGCCACACCAAUUAUAAAUGUUAGAUUUGAAAAUGAUCCUGAACAUGACAAAGCUAUUUAUAUACCAAAUUCGAAUUAUUAUUCUUAUGAUUGGUUGAUUCAUGAAAAAGUUGAUGAUGAUUUAUUACUUCAUGGACUGUUGAUUAGAUUUAUUGGAUUAUUGGGGAUUUCCCUAACGGAACAUGAAGUAUAUGAUUAUAAGACCCAUGCUUAUUUUAAAGCCAUAUCGACAUAUUAUAAACAAUUCAAAGCUGAAACCAAAGAAUCUUUAUCUAAAUGGGAUGAUUUAGUAGUUCCAAACUAUCUCAUUUUUAAAUCGACAAUUUUCCAAGACUUAGAUACUAAUGAGCCUGUUAAAUUCCGUCAAAUAACUCAUCAAUUCAAUAAGUUAAUGGAUCAUAUUGUUAAUCAAACAACAAUAUUUGAUAAAUGGAAUGAAAAUGUUGAAGAUGGAUUGAUGCAAGAUUAUCCCUGGUAUAUGUAUUAUAAGAAAUUACAGCAUUAUGCCGAAUAUAAAGUUUCUAAUUAUAAAUUGGCAUAUUUAGAGAAUGAUUUACAAUUAAAUGAUCGUGAUUAUUUAUAUUUGAAAACAGGUGAAAAUGGAGAUAUAAUAGAUGUCCCUAAUUAUUAUUAUGAUUCUAUUAUUUAUGGGCAACAAUCAUUUAACCCCAAUGAAUCGAAUCAAGAAUUUUUUGAUAAACGAUAUUUACAUGGUUCUUUUACUUAUUUGUACCAAAGCAUACUAAAUGAGGAUUUCGAAUUUACAGUUAAAUGGUUUGUGAUGAUUUAUGAAAAAUUAAAUAAUAUAGAUUACAAAAUGACAUAA